UCCACGCACGGCCGCCAUUCCACAUUUCGAGCGAAUCUCAACUGUCAGUUUGUGAAUUAAUUCGGCGGCUCUUUUUUGGAAUUUUUGAUCUGUGGUUUUCUGGUGAGUGCGAAAGCAGUGAGCUGAAGCGGGGAGUCAAGAUGGUGUCCGUCAAAAUUGUGCUGGUGUCUGCGCUGCUGGUGCUAGCGGUGUCGGCGAAGCCCCCGCGCAAGCUCAAACGAGAUGCGCCAUUGAGCAACUCAUACCAGCCGCCGCGGCCGUCGAGCAGCUACGGCGCGCCUUCGUCCGGCGGUGGACACGGCGGCGGCUUUGGCGGAGGCUUCGGUGGUGGCUUUGGCGGCGGCUUCGGCGGUGGUCAUGGAGGCGGACAUGGAGGCGGCCAUGGAGGUGGUUUUGGUGGUGGCCAUGGUGGUGGAAGGCCUUCAUCUAGCUAUGGCCCUCCCAAGCCUUCCAGCAGCUAUGGUCCGCCCAAACCAUCCAGCAGUUACGGUGCUCCUCCUUCGAGCUCGUAUGGAGCGCCAGCUCCCUCAUCGAGCUACGGUGCACCCGCCCCUUCAUCCAGUUACGGAGCACCUGCCCCGUCAUCCAGCUACGGCGCCCCAGCGCCUUCAUCCAGCUACGGAGCCCCAGCGCCUUCGUCCAGUUAUGGUGCUCCGGCUCCGUCCUCCAGCUACGGUGCACCCGCCCCGUCUUCUAGCUACGGUCCUCCCCCUUCACGCCCAUCUUCGAGCUACGGAGCACCAUCUAAGCCUUCAAGCUCCUACGGAGCGCCAGCCAGACCACCCGCAACGAGCUACGGUGUACCCACUGGCCCGUCCACCACGUAUGGGGCACCCUCAAAGCCAUCCAGUAGUUACGGCGCCCCCGCUAAACGUCCAUCCAGCUCGUAUGGAGCCCCCGCUAAGCCACCGUCCAGCUCAUACGGCGCACCUCCUUCAAGCUCAUAUGGUGCCCCUGCUGCACCGUCUAAUUCAUACGGUGCUCCUGCUCCAUCGAGCUCGUAUGGUGCCCCGGCGCCUCCAUCAAAUUCUUACGGCGCCCCCGCGCCAUCAUCAUCGUAUGGCGCACCUUCUGGUGGCUCGGGACAUGGUUCCUCAGGCUUCAGCAGCAGCAGCUUUGGCGGUAGCAGUUUUGGCGGUAGCAGCUUCGGCAGUAGUGGUUUUGGCAGCAGCGGCCCUUCCUCGAGUUACGGAGCUCCCGCUCCUUCGGCUCCUUCUAACAGCUACGGCGCCCCUGCUCCUUCUAGUUCUUACGGCGCUCCGGCAGCGCCGUCUAGUAGCUACGGUGCGCCAUCCGGCGGAUUCUCUUCGGGCGGCGGCGGUGGCUAUUCUUCUGGCGGUUCUGGCGGCUACUCCUCAGGCGGACACGGCGGUUCUGGUGGGCACGGCAGCUCUGGCGGGCAUGGCGGCGGCGGUUACUCUGGCGGUGGCGGCGGCGGCGGUUACUCGGGCGGUGGCGGCGGCGGCGGUUACUCGGGCGGCGUCCCGGCCACUAUCAACCAGAGCUACGAUUCCAACGGAGGUUACGUCUAUUAGAAAACCAUUGCAACUCUUAUGUGAUAAGCAAAUUCGUGUCAGUCAUUUACUCGUACGCGGUUUGCGAAGACCCGCCCCGAACGGCCGCCCCGAGCGCGCUCGAGCUGCCGCCGAUUCGCGAUGUCCGAAUGAGAUUGUUACGUUAUUGUAUUUAGUAGUUUCGACACAUAUCUCUUUCCAAUAUCCGAAGCAGCGCUGGUCCAGCACUUUCAUCUGAAUCGCUCGCGUUUAGGGCCUUACGUCAAAUGCAGUUUUGCGAAAACUUCUUUCUAGGUAUACGGUAUUAUUUGUGAUUAUAAGAGAAGUAAACAAAAAGAUGUCGUGGAAGAACGGUAUUGCAAUUGCAUAGUCUCUCUAUAGAUAUUUAUGUUCAGUCAUCGCGUCGUUCUACAAACAUAUUGCUUUUUUAUUCGUCGAGUGUAAGCAAAAACAAAUGCUGAACGAAAAGUAUUAUUUAAUUGUAAUAAAGAACUGUACAAAAUUAGAUUAAGU
Molecule: messenger RNA, 2027 nt
Organism: Hyposmocoma kahamanoa
Lineage: Eukaryota; Metazoa; Arthropoda; Insecta; Lepidoptera; Cosmopterigidae
Gene: Muc91C
Product: pro-resilin
Exons: 4
Coding region: 141-1535 (464 amino acids)
Biological process (GO): positive regulation of transcription by RNA polymerase II
Cellular component (GO): RNA polymerase II transcription regulator complex
Molecular function (GO): transcription coactivator activity
Source: RefSeq, a predicted model, not a curated record